Messenger RNA from Guillardia theta CCMP2712, 3093 nucleotides. RefSeq lists its product as hypothetical. Gene Ontology annotation, cellular component: cytosol; nuclear envelope. Lineage: Eukaryota; Cryptophyceae; Pyrenomonadales; Geminigeraceae. Gene Ontology annotation, molecular function: small GTPase binding. Gene Ontology annotation, biological process: protein import into nucleus. The coding region runs from base 1 to 3093 and encodes 1030 amino acids. The transcript is spliced from 40 exons. The record is from RefSeq and is a predicted model, not a curated record.
AUGAUUAGGGAGCAUGGUUUCAUCAAGACACAGCAUCCCAACAGAAAAACUUUUGCUAUUGUUCGUGGAGCUCUCCAACUACGUGGAGGAUCAGACAUGUCAAUGCAGCAGGCGGCAAGUCACGGCGGGGACAACAUGAAUGAGCUGCAGAUGUUGCAAGUCAUGCAUGAUUUACUGGCCGCAACCUUACGAAGUGAUCAGAAUAUUCGACAGGAAGCUGAGAAGCAUUUGGACAUUCUGAGGCAAAAGCCUGGAUUUCUUCCAUGCCUCUUGAAAAUCAUUACCACAUCAGCUGUGAGCGUGGAGGUUCGUAUGUCCGCCGCGGUUUAUUUCAAGAAUUGCAUGAAGAAGGCCUGGAGUAAAGAACAGGCGGAAGGCGAUAGCGAUGCUCUGCAGUAUAGAGUUUCUGAUGCCGACAGAUUGAUCAUUCGUCAACACAUCGUUGAAACUGUCAUUCACCUUGAAUCUGAUCAAUUGAAAAGAUUACUAGCGGAUUGUUUGAAGUUCAUGGCAGAGACAGAGUCUGCAGAUUGGAUACCUCAGGCUGUGGGUCAGCUCAAGAAAUAUUUGACACUGGGAGCUGCUUCAAUACCUCAAAUGUGUGCUGCUCUAGAUGUGAUCUAUAAGGUGGAACUCGGUCUUCCUCGAGACAAGAUUUCCCCUCUUAUCUACGAGCUUUUCAUUCCGAUGAUGACUGUUGGCAAAGCAGCAAUCGAUGGACCUGUGGCUAGCCCCCAUGGUGCCCUUGUGCUGAAGAUGAUUUGCAAGAUUCUUUAUCGUGCCAAUCCUUCUUGGGACUGGAGCGAAGAAGCGGAACCAAAUCAGGACAUUUCCAUAUGGAAAGAUCAGUCAGACGUUGUUACUGGGUUUUUGGCUACUGUAAUUCAACGAGAGCUCCCACCAACAGGAGAAGACGAUUUUCUGAUCCAGUUCUGGCUUCCAAAGAAAUGGGCGGUGAGGUUUUUCACAAAGGCGACGUCAUUCUACAAGAAAUGUGACACCAAAGCAAGAAAAGCAUAUGAUUCUUUCUUCAAGGUAUUACAGUCGUGCAUCCCAGAAGUCAUGAAGACUGUUGUCGUUCUCAUGGAAAAGAGUUUCAAUGGAAACUUCAUUCCCAAGAAGGUUCAUUCGGAUUGUUUUGGACUCCUCUCGGAAUGUCAGAAAGUUCGAAAAUGCUGGAACGUGCUCAAACCCAACUUGAAACCACUGUUCUACCAUGUUGUGGUGCCUGCGAUGUGGCAUGGAGCACAUGAUGAGAAUCUUUGGCGGGAGGAUCCGGUGGAAUACAUUAUGAAGAAGUACGACGAUCAGGAGAGGAAUCAUUGCUUGAAGGAAGGAAUUUUCUAUGCAAUUGGGGCGAUGAAAGUUUCAUACGCGCGCGAGGGGAAAUAUUAUGACAAGAUCAUCUCAAUCAUCAAGAAGUAUGCUGUAAAGGAUCUUGAGUCAGACGUACCACACCUUCGAGCAUGUGCUUGUUGGAUUGUCGGAGAGUAUGACAGAUGGUAUAAGAUGAGCAGCUUUCCUUCAAUAGUCCGCAAGGUGGCAAAAUGCCUCAAAGACUCCGAGGUUCCUGUGCAGUAUGAAGCAGCUUUGUCAUUGAAGAAUCUCAUGGAAUCUGCCGAUGACUUGGAAGAGUUUCGUCCACUUAUUGCUGAAGUCCUACCAAACAUCAUUUCUCUCAUGCAGUCAAUUCAACACGAUGAAGUUGUAUCAGUUGCAGCUUUCAUGGUGGAGAGAUUUCCUGAAGAAGUCCUCCCUCUUGCAUCCAGUAUCUGCAAGAAUCUGUGCCAGACUAUCCUGGACAGUUCUGAAUCCGCGCACUUGAGCAAGACUGUCUUAUUGUCCGUUUCAAUCUCAGCGUUGUUGAGCCUCUUGAAUGCCAUGAAGGAUUUGCCUCACCUAUAUGGAGAGAUCGACAAUGAGAUUUUGAAAGUGUUGAAUAGAAUGUUUUCGAAUCAAGAGAGCAUGGGACAAUUCAUUGCAGAUGGAGUGGAAAUUUUGAACUACUUGACUUAUUGUGCCCCGUCAAUCACGGAUUCUGUUUGGAAUCUCUUCAAACCUCUUUGCGAGACGUUUCAUAGAGUCGGCUAUUCAGUGCUCGACAACUUUAACAGUGUUGUUUCAAACUACAUGCACAGCACAAAGAGAUUUGUUUCUGAUCCUAUGAAUGUGCAUAUGGUCUACACGGCCGCUGCCAAGUAUCUCUGUAAUAUUCCAGAAGCUGAAACUUUCUGUCCUCGUGCAGCCUCGCUCUUGAGCUUCAUGUUCUUGAACUGCAAGGAUGAGUCUGGAGGAUACGUCGAUGGAUAUGUAGACGACAUUGCGAACGGGCUGAUCUGUUCGAAUUAUCAGAGGGGCUCAACCUCGGAGGGCUUCCAGUUGAGUUUGCACAGGCUCUCCCUCCACAUGCUCUACUACAACCCGUCGAUUGCCUUGCAAGCUUUGGACUCCAAGGGCAACCUCAAGAUCUUCUUCGAAACUGUCUUCAGCGCCUUCGACCGGCUCAACGACAAGGCAGUCACCCCACGACAAUAUGAUCGCAAGAUUUUCGUAUAUGCCAUGUCCUCCGUCCUCUCCCUCGGAUUCAACGUGCUGCCUCAAUACCUGCGAGAAAACUUUCACGUGUUGCUUGAGAAGCUUGUCGACGUCAUCAAGGAGCUCUUGAGUGUCAAGCAGAGGCGACGAAACAUGCAGUCUCAAAGCUCCUUGUCCGCGGGCUCUGACGAAAGCUCGAGAGAUAGCGACCUCUACCCUGAGACGGACUUUGGUUACUCCGACUACUUUCUGAGUGAUGAAUGGGAGUUGGCGAAGAACGAUUCCGAGGAGAGCAGGGACUCUGACGAGGACUCCGACGACGAGAUCGAAGUGCACGAUUACUACGAGCUCAACGAGGCGUUCUACAAGCGAAAUUACGUGGAGUUUUUCAAGAAUGCAUACGGGCAAUUUUGCACCACCAAUAAGGAGAUCCUCGAUCAGAUUCUGAACCGGGUCAACCCCAACACGAUCGACUCUAUCAACGAGGUUCUGCGAGAGGACACCGGCAGCGGCCAGUUGCAGACUGUCCGUGAUCACGACGUAACCAUCACAGAUUGA